UAAGGGAGGAAGAGAUAGAUAGUAAGGGACAGAGAGAUAAGCCUAUAUCGAAUUGUCUGUAAGGAGUGUCGUAACUUCCUAACGUGGUGAAACUAUUCUUUCAUUUAACAAAGGCCUUACUACAACAAUUACAACAACAAGAGGGCCCUUUGUUUUGUGUCUAUUUAUAGGGAAGAUUUUGCACGUCAAACGUUCAUUUAGCCGUAUCACUUUCAUGGAUCAUCACGAACAGCUGAAAAACAGUCACGCUGCCGAGUGAUUUAUUGACACUUAAGUUUUAUAAAAGGAGAAGAAUCAAGAUUUAGAAAUAAUUCUACUAGGCACACAUUUCAUUGAAAGUCACGCUGUUGGAAGAUCGACAAACUUUUUUUGAAACAAAAACUUAAGCAGACGACAGGACAUCGGCCAUCACAGCUUCCCUUUGUUAUACAGAUAUUGUUGAAUAUUAUUCUUGAAUUUUGAAGAAAGAAAACAACGAAAGUUUUAGAAGCCGUUGAUUUAUGGUGAGAAUUUAAAACCCCGUUCAAAGGUUUACAAAUAUUUUUCUGGAAGACAUCUGCAGACGACUAUGAAAUCGGCUAUCAUCGCUAUAGACAUAUUCCACGUUUGAAGCCUUAAGUUUUCAAGAACAACAACUGAACGAAUAUAUAUGGUUGAAAGACCCGCCACAGACACAGAAAAUUUCCUCAUUGAAUAUCAGUCGACACUUACGCCUGACAUUAACAACAAAACACUUCAACACUUCAUUUGUUUUGUUGCUAUCGUGUUAACGACCGUGCAUGUUUAUAUGUCAGGUUUCGAAUAACAUUAUUUACACUUUUUUACAACAACAAACUCAUAUUUCCGUUAUCUUUUGAGUGAAACAAGUGUUUUAUCGACCGUUACACAUUUUGUUUACGUCUUUUCGUACAAAGUGACGCCAAUCCCAUUGAUAAUUAUCGUGACAAGUGCGUUAAAUAUAUACACUCAAAACAUACGACAUAGCUAAAAAGUGUUUUAAAGACUCGUCGCUUCUAUUCUAAGUUAAAUAAUUUAUUGUUGAAGACUCAUUCGAAACUCAUCUUCAUAUUUUAUUUCUAAGUUUUAUAGACAGGCCAAACCAUUGAACACGUGGACCUUCCAUAAUCACUGUCAACCUUUUCAUUAUAUAUAUUGACAUUAUAUUAUAUUACAAACAGUUCAGUACGACAUGUCUUCGUCGAUUCCACUGAAAGAGUUCGCCGAGGUGUGGAGCAGUGCAGCAAAUCUCUACGACAAGGGUAAAUUCCUUGAAGCUGCCCAACAAUUCGAAACGGUUGCAGCUGAUAGCACAGCCAAAAUUUCUUAUAAUCUCGGCUGUAUCUACCUGAAACUGAAACAACAUGAGAAGUCCUUAGAGAACUUUCAAAAAGCAGUGACCAAGGAUACACAUUUUGUUGCAGCCUAUGUGCAGAUGGCUGCAAUUUACUUGGAAUAUAACAUUUGUGAUGCUGCAAUCAAGUGUUACCAAGUAGCUAUACAUUUGAUGGGUAACAAGAAAUAUAUCAACUACCGACCUCUGGGAUUGAACCUAAUUUUAUAUUUGACAGAGGCUCUCCACAACCAAGCUGUUGCUGAAUCAAAAGUUGACAAUUGGAAACAAGUAGAGAUCUUAAUAAACAUGGCUAUCAGUGCUCAACAGGAGGACAAAUUUAACAACAAACUUAAAAUAUCUUUACAGGCCAUCCAGCAAAAACAACAGCCCCAACAGUUUCCCAUUGGAACUGGAAUCUUCCAUCCACCCAAAUGGAUGAUAGAAAGUACGAAGAAUGUCAACUACCUGGGAGAUUCCAAGGUUAUUUCGACCAACAACAAUCCCUUCUCCAUGAAUGAAUCCAAUUCAAGAAGCAAGUCAUCAAAUGACGAGUUAUGGCCCAAUCUCAAGGAACGAGAAACAGGGCAAAAGAAAGAAAUGAAAACUGUGAUUGAACUGCUAACGACAAUAACGUUAGAUACAGCAAUAAAAACUGUUAAUUCGAAACAGAAAGAGAGCAAUCUUGGCACAGAUGGUAAACCGCAACGACCACCAAGACCACAAUCCAAAUCACCACCACUUCGACCUCCACUUCCACCAAGAAUUUCCGAGAUCCGUAAACUUCCUAAACUAUCAACUAACAAUGACCUGAAAUCUCAAGACAAUACAAAAGCGCCCCGAGCUGAAUACAAGGAAGUUGGUCGAACUGUGUUUGUGAAAUACAGCCUCCUAAGCAGCAACCCUAAUAUAUUGACGGUCAGACAAGGCGAUAAAAUUGUAGUAAAAGCAUUAGGGGCUGACUGGUUUCAGGGCUGUUUGAAGAAUAAAAUUGGUCUGGUGCCUUGGAACUGUAUUCACCAACGUUGACACCUUAACAAAGACACUUUUCCUAAGUGACACACAUCUACUCUGCUGUCUCCACAGACAGACCAACACACACUGCCCACUUUGUGUUACACAAACACAUUUAUUCAGGAAGAGACAAAAGUCUCAAUUUUGAAAAAACAAAAACUUUUAUUUGGCUGAUUAAAUAUGAUCACAUUCUACAAUAAUUGUUAAGUUUGGGUGCAGGGAAGGGAGGAAGGGAGGAGGAGGUAACGAAGCAAGGUACCUCACAAUAAGUUACAUUUCACAUUGAAAUACUAAGUACAACAAUGUACUACAUGUGAUUACAUAAUGUACAGCAAUGAAGCUCGCAUAAGAUUGUGUGGUACUGUGCUAUGUACCUCUUACAUGAAGAACAGCAGUGUACCUCUUACAUGAUUGAACUAUAAGGUGCAGCAAUGUACCCUCAAACAAAGACAAGCUAAAUACACGUUUCAAACAAACUGUUUCGCACAAUAAAGGAGGCCGUGGGCGGGGGGGAAGAAAUACCUGAGUCAAGGGAAACAAUUUUUUGGACUGUUUACAACCGUUACCAUAGCUACAAGCCUGCGUGUUAGCUGAGCUAUGUGUAGUUCAAUACCGAAACAAGAAUCGAGUAUAAGUGAGUAUGUUGUAGCAUCGUGAUGUCAUGGAUGUCAUUCAUUGCCAUCACAGCGGAUAUUUGCCACUAUAAGCCGACUGAAACACUCAGAUUUCAUACCUCCUCCUCCUCCUCAUUAACUGGUCAAUAUCAAAAUCACAACGACACUAUUUGGAAUUGAACCUGGACCUUACGGCAGUGUUGGCCGCAGGAAGGAUUCAGUCAUGUCCCCAUAGACGUUGCGGUAAGAUGUCUUCAGGAACUGGACGUAAUUCUGCAAACUUCGAUUUGUGCUUUGUGACUGUUCCAGCCGGUCCUUCAGGUCGUGCAGCCGAGAAUUACAUCUGCGAUCGUUCUGAAACGAAAACAAAGU
Molecule: messenger RNA, 3330 nt
Organism: Octopus sinensis (East Asian common octopus)
Lineage: Eukaryota; Metazoa; Mollusca; Cephalopoda; Octopoda; Octopodidae
Product: neutrophil cytosol factor 2
Exons: 9
Coding region: 1190-2359 (389 amino acids)
Biological process (GO): superoxide anion generation
Molecular function (GO): protein binding; superoxide-generating NADPH oxidase activator activity
Source: RefSeq, a predicted model, not a curated record